ACGUUCGAAAUUAUUUCCCGCCUUUCUAGCCGAUAUUGGCUCUCUGCGAGAAGCUCACUUUGCCUUUUCACUGCCAAGUGCAACUUGAGCUUCCACCUGCCAUUUGACAUGCCGUGCGCAUUGGCCAUCGAGACAACGUACCUCCACAUGCCGACGUCAACGCGCAGUCCGCCCGCGUCGCCCAAGACCUCCCGCCGUGCACGCCUCCAAUCGCUCGACGAGAGCCCGGCCAUGCUCUUGCAAGCCAAGCAGCGAAAGGCUCUCGAGGCCAACCCGGCAUUCCGCCAGCUCAUGCGACCGGUCCGCGCGGCCAAAUGGACGUUGCUGCCGUAGUGAAUGGGCUGCCUUUUUUAUUUAGAUCUCGACUAUCCAUGCUAUAUACACUGCUCGUAUGACACUGUUGUA
Molecule: messenger RNA, 405 nt
Organism: Saprolegnia diclina VS20
Lineage: Eukaryota; Oomycota; Saprolegniomycetes; Saprolegniales; Saprolegniaceae
Exons: 1
Coding region: 109-333 (74 amino acids)
Source: RefSeq, a predicted model, not a curated record